This is a messenger RNA of Cyphellophora attinorum, 1740 nucleotides long. RefSeq lists its product as uncharacterized. The record is from RefSeq and is a predicted model, not a curated record. The coding region runs from base 1 to 1740 and encodes 579 amino acids. The transcript has a single exon. NCBI's taxonomy places the organism in Eukaryota, Fungi, Ascomycota, Eurotiomycetes, Chaetothyriales, Cyphellophoraceae.
AUGAAUAACACUAUUAUUCCACCCAUCACUGCACCAGACUAUGGCUUCUCUCUGGGCUGGAGGCAAUGUGCCGCUUUCGCCUUCGUCGAAACUGUACACGACAAUCAGUGGACAAACAGACCGUGGACAACCAAACCAAACGGGCGCAUUCCGACCACCAACUUCUGCAAGAUCAACGUCGACGGCUUCAGCUACAACGGUUGGUUAUUGCUACGAACGCCCAGCAACCUCACUCAAAUAGUGUACGACACGCAGUACAGUCAGAUCGGCGCAGCGCAGAAGCUCGAGUACAUUGCGUCCGAAUUGCGCGCCUGGCGCCGCGACGGUCACGAGUUUUGGUCGGAGGCCGUCUUCUUUGCCUAUCAUGGCUAUCUCUGCAUGCAAAACCAGAACAUCCACGAUCUCCUACCCAAGAUGGACGCCGCUAUUCGUCAUGGCAUGACGCGUCUGCUUGAGUUGUAUCUGUCGCAUCUCACCGACAUGUACAUGACACCGUCGCCCUUCCCUUCCAAUGUUGAGGUGCUCAACGACAUGGGCAAGAAGCCGACUUUGCAGGAAGCAGCUAAGCGAAAGCCGAAGAUCACACUCAAGUUCAAGGGCAAUCAUUACUUUCCUGGUGACUUGAUGGAUGCUCUUCCCAACAAUGUCAGCUACGAAUCGUUUGUAAAAUCCGAUAUCUUCCAGGAGCAGCCUGAUGACUUUGUCAUCAAGAGCAACAUCAUCGACUUCGCGCUACCCAAGUAUGACAGUAGCACACAUUUCGAGCUUCUUGGUGGUACUGAUGGAACUUUCGAUAUUCCCUCUGCAUCCAGCAGCUUUCGGUGGUCCGGUAGUACACUGUUCGACUCAUGUACCCAUCUCGACACCAAGCGCACAUGCUUCACUCCAGCCGCAUUCACCUUCGAAUCUGAUGCAAACACCGCAGAUUCCGAAGCCCUCCUCGGACCGGAUUUCGUGAACGACCCCUCCGUGCUUCCCACAAAUCUCAACGGCUUCUCACCUCCUGGCACAGUUUUCACUCCUUCUCCAACCGACAGCAUCUUCAGCGGUGCGACUACUGUAGCUCAACUACCCGAUACACCCCUUUCAGACACGACAUUCGCCGAGGGCGACUUGCCUGAGCCAUCAUCCAGCGGCGGCAAUGCUCCACCACUCCCACUGCCCCUCUCGGCUGACGAGACCGAAGCGCUUUUCCAGCUGCACACCACUCAGACUCUGAACUGGGUCCGCGACUACUUCCUGCACGUCUAUGCUCGACUACCCGCUCCGUCACCAAGCACGGCUACCCUUCCUAGUUCAAGCGAAGCCCACUCGAGCGUAUUCAGUGCUCCCGCUGCAAUGUCGCCCAAUGUCCCCGGCCCCGCAGACGACACAGAACGUAAGAUCAAGGAGCACAAUACAAGAGCCACCUCUAUCGCUGCCAGUAAUGCAUACGACCCCUCGAUUGCCGUUCUGCAGCAGUACAUCAAGAAGCUGGAGAGCGUACGUGAGGUUUUCAGUCAAUGGUUCUGGCUCAAUGAGCGGAGAGGCCCUGCGCAGGUCAAGAUCGAUAUCACGGCAUGUGGACAACUAGUGACAUUAGGUAAGCUGGUUGGCUUCGAUAUCAGUGUUUCAGCUACUGCUGGUCAUGAUGCUGGUAAGAAGACGGCACGGCCAAUCAAGACUGUGCAGGACGACCACGUCUUCGACUCUAGGACUGUGGUCGGCGAGCAGGAGGACUGGAUUAUGCGCGGUGCUUAG